GUUGCCGUUGCGUGGAGGGUGGGCCCUGACGGGUGGGCUGGCCGCGCGCACGCGCACGGAGCACGGGCCACGCCAGCGCAGAGCGCGAUGCGGUGACACCGCUGAAGAAUCAUGGCAGCGGCUGACGAACUGGCCUUCCAUGAGUUUGAGGAAGCCACAAACCUCCUGGCAGAGACCCCAGAUGCAGCCACUACAAGCCAGAGGGAUGCGCUGACCUCCCGGGAACACGUGGCUGUGCUUGUGGGAUCAGACAUUGGUUAUGGAGCCGACGAGGUGGAGGAAGAGGGUGACAGUGACAAGACAUCGCUUCUACGGGAAGAAAAGCCACAGCCAGGGUUCUGGACGUUUGACUAUUAUCAGGGCUUCUUUGAUGUGGACACCUCCCAGGUCUUGGACCGGAUCAAAGGCUCGCUGCUGCCUCACCCUAGCCACAACUUUGUGCGGUACCAUCUUAGAAAUCGGCCUGACCUAUAUGGUCCCUUCUGGAUCUGUGCCACUUUGGCCUUUGUCCUGGCGGUUACUGGCAACCUCACUUUGGUGCUUGCACAGAGGCGGGACCCCUCCAUCCACUACAGCCCCCAGUUCCACAAGGUGACAGUAGCAGGCAUCACCAUCUACUGCUACGCGUGGCUAGUGCCGCUGGCACUGUGGGGCUUCCUCCGGUGGCGCCAGGGCACAAGGGAGCGCAUGGGGCUGUACACCUUCCUGGAGACUGUUUGUGUCUAUGGCUACUCACUCUUUGUCUUCAUCCCCACCGUGGUCCUGUGGCUUAUCCCAGUGGAGUGGCUGCAGUGGCUCUUUGGAGCAUUGGCCCUGGCUCUGUCAGCUGCUGGGCUGGUGUUCACCCUGUGGCCUGUCGUCCGCGAGGAUACGAGGCUGGUGGCUGCAGCACUGCUGUCCGUGGUGGUACUGCUUCACGCCCUCUUGGCUCUAGGUUGUAAGCUGUACUUCUUCCAGCCACUGCCUCUGGAACAUGUGACACCAGCACCCCAAGCCACACCUCUGUCUUCCAGUGUCCUGCUGCCCACCUCAGCCCGGUCCAUGACAACCUUCUAGGAAGGCCAGGUCUACAGGCCAAACUCAAGGGGCUAUUACCUGUCCUGCCCUCCCUGUGAAGAUUGGAGGAUUCUUGGACCCUGGAGACAACCCUGCUACUUUGCAGGCUUUUCUUACAAAGCAAACACUUUUAUUUUCUAUGCAAAGGUGAUCCAGAGAAUUUAUAUAAAGGUGGGGAGGGGCAGCCGAGCAGGGAGUAUUACUGAUGGACAGAAGCGCCCGGUUUCCCAGACUGCCUGUGGGCCCUCUGUUUCCCUGACAGGUCAGGGGGUGGCACAGGGCAGGUCCAGCCGUUGCCAGGAGUACCUGUGGUGGGCAUGGGCCCAGCCUGGGCUCUGGCCACUGAGGUGGGGACUCUAGGGCAAGGGGACAGGGGGGAAACUGCCCUUCCUUACUUGUUUGCUUUUCUUCUUUUUCUGUCUGGAGGGAGAGGCCCUACUAGGCCCCUUCCCAGGGAAGCUGUCUUGAGAGGAAGAGGUGGAGCAUGGAUGUGGAGUGCAGCGCACAGGCCUAUGUUAGCUAUCAGGAGAGGAUGCCCUCCUUCCUUCUGUGACAGAUCCUUGAGGUUUUCGUCUGCCCCAGUGGUCUUGGGUGACUUUCCCUCUGGGCUGCCUGUUUCAGCUUUUGGUGGAGGGGACCUUCGGGACUCAGGACAGUAGCAGGAAGCAGGGGCUAGAGGCCUUUGGACAGCUGGGUGUUUGUACAUUCAAGUGUGAGGUGAACCCUUUGGUGAGAGGGGGUUACGCCCGCCCUGAAGGCUCGACAGGGCCACCCCUCACCUAGAGCCUCUGGGCCUAGGGACAGGGGCUGCUGGCUGGGCCCGGCCAGCCGGGUUUCUCAGAGGGUCUGUGGGUUGACACUGGUUCUUUUCGUAAAAAAAUAAAAUUAAAAAAAGCAGCA
Peromyscus maniculatus bairdii (prairie deer mouse) is the source of this 1956-nucleotide messenger RNA. RefSeq names its product Yip1 domain family member 2 (gene Yipf2). The record is from RefSeq and is a predicted model, not a curated record. Lineage: Eukaryota; Metazoa; Chordata; Mammalia; Rodentia; Cricetidae. Gene Ontology annotation, molecular function: small GTPase binding. Gene Ontology annotation, biological process: vesicle-mediated transport. Gene Ontology annotation, cellular component: membrane; Golgi apparatus.